UCAAUAUAUAUAGCCGGCGAGAUCAGGGUGUUUGAUAUUUACUCCCCAACAAAAUGAUGUUCCUCAAGCUUAAGUGCGCGAAACCCCGCCACCUCUGCGAGCUUCUUAAACGAUUCUCCUUCGGCGCCGUUUCCUUUGACGUGCACAGCUUAGCCGACUUCCUCGACGCUUGCAUGUACGACGUGGCGGCCGCCCAUGCCUGCCUUCUGAAGUCCCAUGGCUUGGCCAGUUGUUCCGCACCGUGGAACAAAAUCCUCGAUCUUUACUGCAGAAGCGGCCUAUUUCGACGAGCUCAGCAGCUGUUCGACGUAAUUCCCAGCAGAGACGUCGUCUCUUAUAACACGCUGAUCUCUGCUCACGUUCGCCAGGGUCAUGCUACCUUUGAGUCUCUGCGACUCUAUACUCGGAUGCUGUGCGAGAACAUCAAGCCCGACAACGUCACCCUAUCGAUGUUGCUCGCCACUUCGAGUAUGUUGGUGGAGCAAAUCCACUCCCAUUCGACCAAGAUGGGUCUCAACUCGAAUGCUUUCGUUGGGGGAGCCUUGGUCAGCGGCUACGAGAGAUGUCGAGGGCUGGAGGAAGCAAUCCGCACAUUUGAGGAGAUCGAGGAGAUGGAUGUGGUCUCCUGGAACAUACUGAUUGAUGUGUGCGCUCGGAGAGGGAGCAAGCGGCAUGCCGUGGACAUGUUCUGCCGGAUGCGCAAGGAGGGUGGUGGUGCCCUUGAUUGCUUCACCUUGACGAGCGUCUUGAAGACAUGCUCGGAGAGAGGGGAUCUGAGCCUUGGUAUGCAGCUCCAUGGGUGUUCCUGGAAGGCUGGCUUGGUGCGUGAUACCCCGAUUGGGAAUGCUCUUAUUACUAUGUAUAUGAAAUGUGGAGGAGGAUUGGAUUCUGCAGUUGAAGUCUUCCAGACAAUUUUGGACCCGAAUAUUAUUUCGUGGACUGCGAUAAUUGCUGGAUUAGUGCAGAAUGGGCUGGCCAAAGAAGCAGCGGGCUUUUACUGUGAAAUGGUGUAUGUAGGCAUGAUGGAGAAUGAAUUUUGCUUUACUAGUGUAUUACCUGCUUUCAGUAUGUUGGUGAGCCUUGAUCAUGGGAGAAUGAUCCACUCAAGAAUCAUUAAGUCGGGGUUCUGUUGCGAUGUAAUGGUGGGAAAUGCACUGAUCGAUAUGUACUUCAAGUGUGGUAGUGCAGAAGAUGCUCAAAUGGCUUUUGAGACCAUGAGAAACCGUGACACAGUGUCAUGGACCAUUACGAUUCUGGGAUUUGGUCAGCAUGGAAAAGGAGAGGAAGCUCUUCAAAUCUUCAGAGCACUUGAAAGAAGUGGCACCAGCCCUGAUUCGGUUACUUUUCUUGCACUUUUAUCCACAUGCAGUCAUGGAGGUCUUGUGGAGGAGGGGAUUAAGAUCUUUCACUCUAUGGUUAAUGAUUACAACAUCAAGCCAAAGAGGGAGCAUUGUGCUUGUGUAAUUGAUAUGCUGGGUCGUGCUGGUAAAUUGAGUGAAGCUGAGAAGUUCAUCCAGGAGAUGGGUAUAGAAAGGGAUCCAUUGGCAUGGGAAUCUCUUCUUGGAACUUGUGCGAUACAUGGAGCAACUGAACUGGGAGAGAGAUCAGCUGAGAAGGUUAUGGAAUUGGAACCACAUAAAGAUGGUCCGUAUGUCUUGCUAUCAAAUAUCUAUGCUGAACAAAAAAUGUGGGAGGAAAAGGUGAAAUUGAGAGGAAGAUUGGAUGCUAGUAUGUUGGCAAAAAAUGUAGGAUACAGCUGGUCUUCAGGUUUUAAAGUAUGAAAAUUCUAAGUUGAUAUUCAUCAAUGGCAACACUUCAACUAAUUCAGGAUAGUGUUUCUAUAAAGGCUUCAUUGAUCAUGCAAAUUAUCCCUUCAUGUGAUGUGCAACAUAUCCUGCUGUCCUUUCUGGAAUCAACUGGUGCUUAAACAUAAACUUAGUUAUCAGCAUGUGAACCUGAUUUAAGAUGCAGCAGGAUGACAGCUCUUUAUCUUCCAAAUCAGGGGAGAUUUUUUUGCUUAGUGCAUAUCCAAUAUCUGACUCUAUUACUCAUGACCGCAGAUGGUAUCAGUCACAUCAAAGGUACAGACACUUACCUUGGAGUUCAAUUUAGUGUUUUCUUCAUCCUGGUGCUAAUGGGAGACAAUUUCUAUCAGAGGUAAAUAUAAAUAUAUAUAAAAACAUUGCAGAAGACAAGGAUUGUGUGGUUGAACACAAUAAGAGAGAUCCUGUCACUUGAGUUAUCAUUGGACCAUUUUAUUGGGCACACCUGAAACCAAAUAAUAUUUUUUGGCCUUUUUUCAGCUACUUAAUCUAGGCUCCUGAAGUUCUCACAUGAGACCUUGGACAUAAAGAACCAAACCACAAGAAUUCAUCUAUCUGUCAACCUCGAAAUAUCAUCUUUCUAAAAUAUUGCUAAAGUCAGUAGCCUAUCUUUUCAGGACAUCGAAUAUUAGGAAAAUUACACUUGUAUCUUGUUUAUUUGGCUUCAUGAACUCUUGAAAGCAAUCUGAAUACAGAAGAGGUUCUGGCAUAUAAAAAUUUUGGAACCUCCAGUAAACUAGGUAAAUUUUGUUGUAUUCUUUAAGCAAGAAAUGGUUAUCACUGUCUGAAGGCUGAAAUAUGGAAAAGAUACUUUUCCACAAUCAGUGGAGUAGAUUGUGGAAUUGGAUGCUGCAUGAAGAAUGUGGGAAACAAAAGAGGAAGUCAGGGUAUGUCAAGACACACUCAUAUACUAGAGAGGGGAUUGGAUUCAGCUGGUUGUGCAG
This is a messenger RNA of Musa acuminata AAA Group (dessert banana), 2767 nucleotides long. RefSeq names its product pentatricopeptide repeat-containing protein At4g33170-like. Bases 54 to 1781 code for a protein of 575 amino acids. Gene Ontology annotation, molecular function: protein binding. The record is from RefSeq and is a predicted model, not a curated record. Lineage: Eukaryota; Viridiplantae; Streptophyta; Magnoliopsida; Zingiberales; Musaceae. The transcript has a single exon.